AUGGCAGAGGAAAGACCAAGAAUUACUCUUGGUGAUCAUGCAACUGCUACUAGUACUACUCAUUUCUCUAGCAUUGCCACUCCUGCAAUUGCUGCCACUAAUUUUGAGAUGAAGCCAGCACUGUUGAAUUUGAUUCAGAACAAUCAAUUUGCGGGCCUUGAUCAUGAGGACCCAUAUCUGCAUCUUCAUACUUUUAUUGAGCUUUGUGGCACAGUGAAGAUACAUCAAGUUCCUGAAGAGGUGAUUCGGAUGAAGUUGUUUCCUUUCUCACUACUUGGAAAAGCUAAGAUGUGGCUCAAUGCUCUACCACAUCAAAGCUUAACCAGGUGGUCUGACAUAGAGACAAAGUUCUUGGCAAGAUUCUUCCCUCUUGCUAAGAUAAAUCAAGCAAAAAGUGAGAUUGUCACAUUCUCUCAGAAGCAAGAUGAACUUCUAUCCGAGGCUUGGGAGAGAUACAAAUCCUUGUUGAGGAGAUGUCCAAGUCAUGGAUUUGAUGACCUUACUCAGGUUAAUAUUUUUCUGGGUGGAUUGCAGCCACGGGUGAAAAUUCUAUUGGAUGCCUCAGCUGGAGGUAGCAUGCGUUUUAAAACACCGGAGGAGGCUAUAGAGUUGAUUGAUGCUAUGUCAGCAAAUGAUUAUGAUUUACCAGCUGAAAGGGAGUCAAGACAGAAAAGAGGAAUUCUAGAGUUGGGAUCUCAAGAUGCUUUAUUAGCUCAAAAUAAGCUCUUGUCCCAACAAAUUGAGGCUCUUACCAAGAAAGUUGCUCGGAUUCCACAACAACUACAAUCCACUCAACAUCAAGUUCUAAGUUGUGAUCUUUGUGAGUUGAAUCAUCCUCACGGGCAGUGCAUUGAUAUUUUCCUAUCUCAUGGACAAGAGGUGAAUUACAUGGGGAAUCAGGCUCGACAAGGAGGAAAUUUUGGUGCCAAUACUCAAACUAAUCCAAAGGAGAAUUGUAGUGCAAUUACAACAAGAGGUGGUAAGAGAGUGGGAGUGUUGGAGGAUGAGGAAGAGCAACAAGAAAAAGAGGUAGAAAUGAGAGAGGGAGAUGGAGAAAAUAAUGAAAAAAAUAAAAAAUUAGAAAAUGCAAAAAAGAAUGUCAUAGAGGGAGAAGAGUUGGCUGAGGAAGUUGCUGUUAAAAAAUCAAAGAGCCAGCUAGCAAGAGAAUUGAAGAUGAAAUCCAAGGUGUCUAGUACCAAGGAUAUGCCAUAUCCCCCUGCCCCAAGCAAAAAGGAUAAAGAGAAGCAAUUUGUACGCUUCAUGGAGCUUUUUAAGAAGCUUCAGAUCAACAUUCCAUUCUCAAAGGCAUUGGAGCAGAUGCCCACUUAUGAAAAAUUCAUGAAAGACCUCUUGACAAAGAAGAGAAAGUUCAUUGAGCAAGAGAUUAUUAAGUUGGAAGCGGGGUGUAGUGCCAUAAUUCAAAAGAACUUGCCUCCCAAGUUCAAGGACCCUGGAAGUUUUACAAUUCUAAUCACUAUUGGGGACCUAUCAGUUGGAAGGUCGCUAACGUCCUAUGACCGAGAAGGGAAUCAGGUCGGAAAACGACCUGAACGGUCCACUUGCCCUUCAGCCCUGAGCUUCAUGAGGCGAGAGGGCUUGAAGUCGAGUUGUCAUGUUUCCGAAGAUCCCAUUAGGCAGAAGCCGAGUGACCCUCCUUAUAGGUGA
Molecule: messenger RNA, 1665 nt
Organism: Cajanus cajan (pigeon pea)
Lineage: Eukaryota; Viridiplantae; Streptophyta; Magnoliopsida; Fabales; Fabaceae
Source: RefSeq, a predicted model, not a curated record